Molecule: messenger RNA, 5168 nt
Organism: Seminavis robusta
Lineage: Eukaryota; Bacillariophyta; Bacillariophyceae; Naviculales; Naviculaceae
Source: the annotation of a GenBank genome assembly
GAGUGAUCCAAAAGCAAAGUGUCCAAGACUUUCCAACAAAAUGGUGUUGCUGCAGCUCUAUCGUUGAUAACAUCCGGAUAAGGUCGCCUUCAUAUCAUAGCAUGGAAGGGGGAUAGCUAGCUAGCUAGAGUAUUCGAUAGGGAAGUUAUCUACGAAAGCAUACAUACAUUUCUUUGUGAUCCAUCCAUCCAUCCAUUUUUAGGGACCAUGGGCAACAAACAUUCGAGACCGUCCGUGGCGAGCACUUCCGCCGAGACGACUCCUGAGAAACGGAGUUCUCUGGGAUCCUUUUUGAAGCGAAAGUCGAAUGGCGGCCGACGGCGAAGUUCGGCCGUGAGGUUGUUGGGUAAACUGGCGUUCCUGUCCAACCAUAGCAGCAGCAGCAAUGCCAAAAAGAAGAAAACGGAGAACAAGAAAACGGAGAACAAGAAACUGCGCGUCACUCCACCGCCCACGCCCACACUACCCGAAGUUCAUCCCGAAGAGAUCCUUCUAACUGUAUCCAAACAACAACAGGAUGUCUCGUCGGAGAUUUCCAUGCUUCCAUCCAAAGAAGAGCUGUCCGUGCCGUUUCCAUUCCAACCUCAGGAAACUCCAACUCCAAUUCCAAACACCUUGAGACAUUCUGUGGCAGGGACCACUAAAUUGGAAAACAACGACACAAAGAACAGUGCAAAGCCGAGCCGUAGAAACACCGUGGCGGUUUCUUCCCAGAACAAGAAGAACAAGUCAACUGGAGGUCCCAAUAAGACGACGAAACCCAACUUGACAGAAGCUUCGGAGACGACUUCAGAUGCAACCAAACUCGCUUCCGAAAAUCCCGACCCCCAAACCACCACACAGGAAAAGCAACGAAGAAACACGGUAGUUGUAGCCUCGUCACGGAACAAUGGGGCGGCAUCCCCUCCUCCCAAAAGCAGCAGUUCUACCACAAAACGACGGAGAGGUACCGUGGCGACUACUACUACUACUGUGAAAAGGAGCGAAGCCGCAUCUCCACCUCUCAAGCAGACCAAACGAGGCUCCACACCUGUGGCCUUUCAACAACCACAACCACAACCACAACACAUCAUCAUCCCAAUAAGUGACACCCAAGAAACACCCUCUUCCAAGAAUGAGCAACAGCCAUUCCAACAAACUUCCGUACUUCCCAUGACACGUAGCUCCACUCCAACGGAGUCUCCACAACCACCACCAAAGAAACGCAGUUCCACACCCGUCAGUCGCCCAACAACUCCAAAACCAACAAAACGAAGUUCUACACCCGUCAAUAAUAAUGGCACCAAUAGUCCAAAACCAAACAAACGAAGUUCUUCUACACCUCGCCCCUCGAGUCCAAAACCAACUACUACUAGCAAGAGAAGCUCUACACCUGUUAGUCGUCCAACAACUCCAAAGCCAACGAAACGCAGCUCCACACCAGUCAAUAAUGGGAGAAAGAGUCCAAAGCCAAACAAGAGAAGCUCGACACCCGUCAACACUGGGAGAAAGAGUAGUCCAAAGCCAAACAAACGUAGCUCCACACCAGUCAGUCGUCCAACAUCUCCAGAGGCCAACAAACGUAGCUCCACUCCUACACCUGCUGGUGCAAGAGGUAGUAGUAGUCCCAAACCAAACAACACGCAAAGUUCCAUCGCUCCUCCUAUGCCGACAAGCUCCACCCGUGUACCAACCAUGCCCGCAAUGCAAGACUUGUCGAGUGCCGUGCCAAGUGUCACACCAGCGCCGACAGUUCCAAAGCAAUCGGAGCAAACGAAUGCUGUUGUUGUUCUUCUUCCUGCAAACAACAACAACAGAGCAACGACUACAGAACUGCAAAGCAGCAAACAACAAAGUCCAACCCAAGAUGCAGAACAACCAAUCCUGACCAAUGCUUCUACUACACAACCACCAGCGGUGGUAGGCAGUAGUAAUAAUAAUAGUCAGAAAGCCACCAUCAUCGUGACACGAGCAACAAACAACGUCAGGCGGUGCUCCACUCCAGUGCUCACUACUACUACUACUACUACCACUGGCAUCGCCACGACCACGUUGAACAGCAACAAAGACAACAACAAUCUCACUGUACCGUGGUGGCACAGUAGCAAAGGCGACGAUAGCAAUAACAACAACAACAACAAUCCUGCAGGACAGAAAUCCAGAAGGUGCUCAACACCAGUUCUUCUAGAAGGCGAGGCCGCUGGCACAACGCCCAAGACUGCUGAGGUUGGUAACAACAGCUCAUCAGUAAAGCAAGCCAGAAGAACCUCCACUCCAAUUUUAUCAUUAAACUCUUCUCCUGCCUCACUUGUUGUCUCGGAACAAAUCUCAACUCCAGAUCGUUCGGAGGAUUCACCAACUGUGUGCUCCACCUCAAUAAUAAGAGGUGAGGAGACACCAUCGACGAUAAUGAAGACAGAACGACCCGAAACCCCCGCGUUCCCGGCCUUGAACGUGCAUCCGACAACCACGCAAGAAAACAAACAACAAGCCAAGAGAGGAAGCAGUUGGAAUCCACCGUUUCUUCAAUCCGCUCUUUUCACUUCGGGUACUACUAGUACGCCAUAUCCGGAACAGGCACCAACAGAGAGCAGUGCUACAACAACUCGAAAGAGCAUUCUUCCGUCAAACAGAACAGCACGACAUAGUAGUAUAUUGCCCAUGGUAGAGGAAGAAGAUCCGUCCGGCAAGGAAAUGUGUCCACCACGACGAAGGAGCCGAACGUCGCUGUCGGGUCGUCCAAACCCAAGGAGAAGCAGCGUGUUCCAGGUCAAUCAAAAUGGAGGUCUUUCGCUGCUGUUUGACGGGGAAGACAUUUCAGACGAGUCAGAGACAGACCUGUCAUUUCAUUCGAGAAGAAAUAGCCGAAAUUCAUUGUCUGGGUCUCGCAGAAGGAGCAACAAUCGCAGCAUCUCGUCCUUGUUGGGAGGGGAAGACUUGUCUGGGUCAGAGACAGAGCUCUUGCAGCAGCCACGAAAAAAGUCAAUAUUGUCGGGUCGCCCAAAUCCAAGGAGGAGCAGUGUUUUUCGGGUUAAUGCAAGUGGGGGCAUAGCUCCAAUGACACCGGGAGAUGACAUGCCAGAGUCUGAAACAACACCGAAGAAAUGUCAAAGCUCAACAGCUUCCUUGUUUGGGUUCUCGAAACCACGUCGUAGUGUGUUUCAGAUGGGUCCGACAGGUGGAAUAACGCCACUGAUAGACAUGUCCAUGUCAGAGUCAGAGUUUGAAGAGGAAGUAUCUUUGGCAGUCCAGCCGAGUCCACUAUCCCCGUUAUUGGAGGACGGUGAUGAAGAAGAGGAGUUGUCUACCGUUGGACUUAAACCAUGUCCUGCACGCCCAAGGAGGAGCAACAUGUUCUUGAGAAUGAUGCCGAGACGACAGCCUCUCAUUUCGUCGGAAGAUGAUGAUUUUUCGGAGGCGUGCAACUCGGAAGCUAAAAAAGCUGAAGCUACUUCACCACCCACUGCACCCUCGAGAAGAACAAGUCUGUUUGCAGGAAUAUUGUCACGGCAUCAGACACCAACGGAUGACGAAGCCCCAAUAAUUGCUGAAAAUGUGUCUAAAGCCGAAAGGAGACGUUCCAGUGGCAGCGCAGUUGGCCUGACUUCAAGUGUGUUUUCUCUGCUCACCUUCCCAUCGCUAGCCAGACGAAAUAGCACUAAUUACACCCCCAUGGAUGUCAAGAAGGCACUUAAGAUUGCACCCAAAUCCAAGUGGAAAUUGGAGAAGGUGAGAUUCUCUGGUCAGUUUGACUGCAACAAGAUGGGAAAAUGGGAAGAGGUCCGUGGGAAACGAAUUGACAAGGGCAUCAAGAAAUUCACCGCCAACCCAGACAAGUACGUGGCAAUUACUUUUCAAAACAGCAUGAGGUUUGCUCACAGCACAAAAAACAAUGUAUACACACUCAUUCACCGAGAAGGCACUACCCCAAUCAAUCCCCUGGACACAGCUUCUGAUGGCAGGAUGAGCUUGAUGAUAAACAAGUAUCAACACUUGCGGUCCAUGCCCAAUGACACAUUGCCAUUGGCCAACCGUGAUGCAUUUUCAUGGGAUCUGACAUUUGAUGGACAACUGCUCCAUGAUCGGGAUAAUCCACCCAUCCUACCGGGCCGUGGCAUGGGUGUUGGCGAUACACCCAAUUUGAAGAUCAUUGGUGACAUUGAUCCUGCCGACAUUGUACAGGGUGAAGUUGGUAACUGCUGGCUGUUAUCAGCCAUUUCUGCUUUGGCGGAGUUUGAUGGUGCCAUCAAGAAGCUGUUUCGCAAAACCAAGAACCUGGAUAGCAUGCCAGGCGAUGGCCCGAACAUGUACACCAUCUCUCUGUUUGAUCUGACCACAUGGAAAGAGGUGGACAUUGUAAUUGACGAAUCUCUAUGUGGCCACCCAUUUAGGCAUGGCGAACUUCUGGGUGCUCAGAUUACUGAAGAUGGUGAACUGUGGGUGAGCUACUUGGAAAAGGCUUUCAUGGUGCAUUGUGGAGGUGGCUGGGAUGACCUUGAAGGUGGCCACUGCACCCAUGCCUGGUCCAUGAUGACAGGAUGCAAAGAGCAGUACUUUAUUCGCAAGAAUUACCACACAGGCAAAUACCACUGCUCUGCCAAGUAUGACAUGUUCACCAAGCAGUGGAAGCAGCUGCAGAACCAACCUCGGCACAAGGACAUGGCUGGUUUGGAGCCCAUUGCAUGGCCCAAGGUUGGCGGUGGUGGUGCCAUGGGUCUGGAGAUAUCUCAGGAUGAGUUGUUCAUGCAGAUGUUUGCCUGGGACCAAGUGGACUACAUUGUGGGAGCCAGCUCUAAGGGAACAUCAGAAGAGGAAAUUGCCAGCGGAAUGGUCCGCAACCAUUGCUAUUCUGUCAUUGAUGCUCAUCACAACGUAGCUGCAACGGGCAUUGACCUCUUCAAAGUAAGGAAUCCAUGGGGCCACGGAGAAAUAGAAGAUGGCCAGUUCGGAGACACUGGCUCAGGCUGGGAAGACUACCCUCAGAUCAAAGCACUGCUCAAACCAGUUGUAGCAGAUGACGGCAUCUUCUACAUGACCAAGGCAGAGUUUUUUGUGUUCUUUGAUCACAUUUACCUGAGCGCCUGCAGUAUGACACAGUUCAAGGAAGACUAAUGCCAUUGUAUACAUCUUGAUAUCCAUAGCUGCAAAAUGACCUGAUAAUUUUGUUUUAGUUCAGCUGUCGUUUAGUU